Dimorphilus gyrociliatus is the source of this 511-nucleotide messenger RNA. The record is from the annotation of a GenBank genome assembly. NCBI's taxonomy places the organism in Eukaryota, Metazoa, Annelida, Polychaeta, Dinophilidae.
AAUGAAGUCGUUGUACACUACAGUCGAAAACUUUAUGCAUUACUGUCCAAAUUCUUUGGAAAACGAAAGAUGGAAUUGUACCACUGCAAGAAAAGCACCAAACUUUGGCGGUGACCUCGUUUAUGGUACAAAACAAUUAGCUUAUGUACAUGCGUUUUCCAACGCCUUCUUAAUGAGAACAAUCGCUCGCGCAUGCGUAAGUGAUUCGACUAGGAGCUGUCAAUGUCAAACCUUAAACAAGAAAGAAAAAGUUAAAAAGGAUGGUAAAGAAGAAAUUUUUCACUAUAAAGGAUGCGUUGAUAAUACGAGAUUCGCUGAAAAGUUUGCCACCUAUUUCGGAGACGUUAAAUGGAAUUACAAACUGAGGCAAAGAUAUAGGGCUAAACUAUCCAAUAGGACAAGGACGAGAAAGCUGAACACUAGAAAUUUGGUCAGACUGCAUAAUAAUGAACUGGGCAGAGAAGUAGGUUUACUUUUGUGUCUAAGAUGGACCGUUAAAUUGAUAAAUUAA